GACAGACAGAGCCGAUCAGGUGUGUGAGACCGAGAUGUGGACCGCGCAGCUUCUCUUCUCCUGCCUGCUGCUGCUACUCCUCUUCGUCUUCAUCCUCCUCCUCUCCGGACGGACCAGAUCGAAGAGAGAACCGCCGUUAGACAAGGGCCGGAUUCCGUGGCUGGGACACGCCCUCGAGUUCGGAAAAGAUGCCGCCAAGUUUCUGACACGAAUGAAGGAGAAACACGGCGACAUUUUCACGGUGCGGGUGGCGGGUCGCUACGUCACCGUGCUGCUGGAUCCGCACUCCUAUGACGACGUGCUCCACAACUCCACCUCCCUGGACUUCAGCCGCUACGCCCAGGUGCUCAUGGAGCGGAUCUUCCACCUGCGCCUGCCGCAGUACAACCCCGCUGCCGAGAGGGCCGCCAUGCACAAGCAUUUCCACGGGGAGAGUCUGGCUCGUCUGAACGCCACCAUGUACCGCAACCUCCGGGGCCUGCUGGAGUCCGACACGCUCCCCGACCCGACGCGCUGGAAGCAGGACGGCCUGUUCAACUUCAGCUACGGCCUGCUCUUCAGGGCCGGGUAUCUCACCCUGUUUGGAGCGAGACACAACAACAAAAACGGGCCGACUGACAUCUACAACGCGUUCAGGACGUUCGAUGGCCUCCUGACAAAAAUGGCUCGGACGACCCUCAAGCCAGAGGAGAAGCGGGAGGCCGAGUCGGUGCGGAAGCGCCUCUGGAGCCUCCUCUCCCCGGCCCGGCCAGGCGAGGGGGCGGCACCCAGCGCUUGGCUGCAGGGCUACCUGAAACACCUCGAGGAGGACGGUGCGGACAGGGAUACGUGCACGCGGGCUUUGCUCCUGCAGCUCUGGGCCACGCAGGGUAACGUCGGUCCCGCCGCGUUCUGGCUCCUGGGGUUCCUCCUGACCAACCCUGAGGCCAUGAAGGCGGUGAAGAAAGAGUUCUCCGACAUCCCGGUGGCAGCAGACGUGCCCGAGAACCUGAUUUUGGAGAAGUUGCAGUGCACCCCUGUGUUUGACAGCACGCUGAGCGAAACGCUGAGGCUCACCGCCGCCCCCUUCGUCACCCGGGAGGUGCUGACGGGCACCACGCUGCACAUGGCGAACGGGCAGGAAUACGACUUCCGACAAGGGGACCGCGUGUGCCUGUUCCCCUUCCUCAGCCCCCAGAUGGACCCCGAAAUCCACCGUGAGCCAGAGAAGUUCAAGUUUGACCGGUUCUUGAACGUGGAUGGGACGGAGAAGAGGGAUUUUUUCAAAGGUGGGCGGAGGCUCAAGUAUUACACCAUGCCGUGGGGAGCCGGAAGGAAUGCCUGCGUGGGCAGACACUUCGCCAUCAGCGCCAUAAAGCAGUUCGUGUUCUUGGUGCUGAGCCGUUUGGACCUGGAACUGUGUGACCCAGAAUCGGUUUUGCCGGCAGUCAACGCAAGUCGCUACGGGUUUGGGAUGUUGCAGCCAGAUGGAGACGUGCUCAUCCGUUAUAAGUUGAGAGACCUAUUAUAGGGUUUGUAAAUGAGACAACUGUGAUUAUGUCAAUGACAUUGGUAUGAAAACCACUUAUUUAUUUUGCAGUAUUACAGUAUGUUUUAAUAUAUAUAUUAAACUAAUGUGUCAUUUGUAAAUGUUUUUUUCUGUUUUCACCCACAAAGUUGUGUUGUGAAAGAAUUGUUUGAUAACUUUCAUCUGCAGACUGU
Scleropages formosus (Asian bonytongue) is the source of this 1701-nucleotide messenger RNA. RefSeq names its product prostacyclin synthase-like. The coding region runs from base 35 to 1510 and encodes 491 amino acids. The transcript has 10 exons. NCBI's taxonomy places the organism in Eukaryota, Metazoa, Chordata, Actinopteri, Osteoglossiformes, Osteoglossidae. Gene Ontology annotation, biological process: prostaglandin biosynthetic process. Gene Ontology annotation, molecular function: monooxygenase activity; iron ion binding; prostaglandin-I synthase activity. The record is from RefSeq and is a predicted model, not a curated record.